Messenger RNA from Ostrea edulis (European flat oyster), 3344 nucleotides. RefSeq lists its product as uncharacterized. Gene Ontology annotation, cellular component: nucleoplasm; chromatin. Gene Ontology annotation, biological process: positive regulation of DNA-templated transcription. The transcript is spliced from 5 exons. The record is from RefSeq and is a predicted model, not a curated record. Gene Ontology annotation, molecular function: ubiquitin-protein transferase activity; metal ion binding. Lineage: Eukaryota; Metazoa; Mollusca; Bivalvia; Ostreida; Ostreidae. Bases 1032 to 2420 code for a protein of 462 amino acids.
UUGUGAAUUCUUCAUGUUGGUAUACAACUGGUAAUGCCAUGUGUUGAAAUCGGAUCUGUUAGCAUUCCCUCACCUGUCAUCAGCAGAAACACAAUUGAUUGGAUGUUUUGUGAAAGUUAUGCAAUGCACACGGUUUUGGGAUUGGCAAUUGUUUAUCCCCCUCCCUGCUUUAAGGAAAUUCCACAUAUUUUAAACAUCUAAUUAAACAGGGGGGAUUUUCUUUUGCUGGUGUAAAGUCAGAUGAUGUCAUAAUCCCUGAUCAGAGAAAAGAAUUUGUGGUUCCCCAAAGCCAUAAAAUGUCUUAUACCUGUAAUUGUAAUUAGGAGGGGGAAAAAACUAGGGCAUAAUUACCCCAGCUGGCAUUUGUACUUAAUUCAUAAAAGCUCUUUCUAUCCUGUGCUGAUGCUUCAUUGAUGAGAAGAGAGGGGGGAAAUGAAAGAGAAUAGGGGAGACAGAGGAAAGUUUGGAAAGCGUUUCCAUCUCUUGUCCAGCAUCGGAAAUGUAACCUUGAUGAAGCAUGUACAACACAGGGUGGAGGCGACAUUCCCUGUUUGUUUUACACGGAAGGUCAGGCCCCCAUCUGGUAGGAGGGAGGAGAAGUGAGAUAUUUUGGUUCUGGUGGUGAUUGUUAACAGGUGUUUGCCCCGUGGUGAGCCCCACUGUAAUUAUGAACAGGAAACAAGAGUUAGCAGAAUAGACAGAUAGGCGAGCAUCCUCUUCACUAACAAAACUCUCUUGAACAUCAGUGUGGUGAAAACUCCGGAAGUUCUUCUGCCUUCUGAAUUCAGGCUUUCUCAGCAUCUGUGUGUGUAUGCUUCUGUCCCUCUCUCCGCCUCGUCAUGACCCAAUCCCAAAAACGUCAUCUGUUCAGGUGAUCAGUGCAAGAGGAUUAUUAACAACUUCAACAUGGGUAGGAUAUACCCAUGGAACAGCAAGGAUUAGUGUGUUAAUAUGUUUAAUAUGCUUAACAAGGAUUUAGCUGUGCUGUUUUAACACUUCUCUUUUUUUCUCUCUCUGCUGGUUUUAAUCACAUGGAGGGAAAGAGAAGAGAAUGUAAAGCCAAAUUGAGCAAUGUUGUGAGGAAAGCUGGGGAGAAAGGCAGAAUUUUAAUGGGACUGGGGAAGUCCUUGGAUGGGGACAAAGUGAAUCUGCUUCAGGAUGCUCCCACUAGUUUGUCAGAAUCGGAAGAUGUGUGUGGUAAGAGUAACGCCAGGAAAAUUCCAUGCGGAACAAAAGUACUGAGACCGUCUGCUCCAGAAGCAGAGGAUUUGAUUCCAUGGAAUUUUGUGGAUCAAAAAGAGGACUUUUCUGACAAGUGUCACAUUCGUCUUUCUGGACGGAAGGCCAGUGAUGAUUGGUCCUCCGAAGGGGUUAGAGGGUCAGAGUCUGAGAUCAGAAGAUGGUCAAAUAAUGAUGUGAUAUCAUCAGAAACAGAAAAACUGUUAACGAGUGUGCCCUGUGAUAGACUGGAACGUUUUUCAACUAUGCCGAAACUACGCAAGAAGAAAAAGACAUUUGUCCCAGAAUGGCUAACCAUGGCCAAAACGCCGUCCAGUCGAUCAAGCCUACGUGAAAAGUUACAAGAAGAAUUUUUGUCUUGCAAGAUUUGUCUAGAAUCCUUUAUAAAGCCUAAAGCGUUGCCAUGUCUACACAGUUUUUGUGAACACUGUCUAAGGGACUAUGUAAGGAGACAUCCCGGUGAAAAACCGGGACACUUUCCGUGCCCCAUGUGCCGAAAGGACACGAAAAUUCCCGAGAGGGGAAUCGGUGAUUUCCAGGAUAAUUUCUUACUCCUUUCCCUGUCUGACACACUAGAAGAAGACGAGGAACCCUGGAAGUUCUGCCCCUCCCCGGGGAAACAGCAGACAAGUAACACACUAGUGUCCCCGCCAAGGACAUUUGCCCCUCCCACUCCACAGGAACAGCACCUGAGGACUUUUGAGUCACAGGAUAAAAGGCACACUAGGAGAAAUUGGUACUUCGGUAAGGUAUCCAGACAAGCCUCAGAAGAUUGGCUGCUGAGCCCAGGCUACCCCAAGGGGACAUACCUAGUCCGACAAGGGGAGGCAGCCCCAGACACUUACACCCUGUCAGUGAGAGACUGCGAUGAAUUACGGGGGUACAUAGUGAAGCAUUACAAAAUACACACACAGAGAGACCCUCAAAUUGCGUUUCAGAAUUACUUCAUUACACCACGGAAACGUUUCCGGACGCUGGAUGAAUUGGUGAAUCACUAUUCAGAAAAUGUUGAUGGUCUGUGUUGCAAACUACUGCAGACUUGUAUGAAGCCCCGGUCUCUGAUUUGGGCAUUUGAUCGGGGAAAACCAGACGAGUAUGCCACAACCAGGGACACGGUAUUAAGAGUUAGAAAGCUAGGGAGUGGGCAGUUUGCCGAAGUAUGGCUAGGUAGGUGUACAUAAAUUAUUUUAUGUUGUCCAAUUUCAUACGUGUAUACAAAAAUGUAUGCUGUAGAGUAUACAUGUAUUUGCAUAAAAUUGUCUCCCCUGCAAUACAGAAUUUAAUUCCAGUUGUGAUUCUUCUACUGUAUACUUUCACAACAUAAAAAUUGAGAGAAGUUAGGAAAACAAAAAGUGAACAGAUGAAACUGCUGUCAGAAUUUUCUUUGUUGGAGGUAUGAAAGUGCUGCAAUAUGUUAGCGUUUAUGAGUGGGUGCCAGUGGCAUUCCUUAAAAGAAGGGGGAGGGAGUGUCAGCAUUUAUAAGUGGGUGCAUGCUUAUGGCAUUCCUUAGGGGGAGGGGGUAUGCGAGUGUAGUAGGUUUAUUUCUAGUGUAUGGGAAUGGUACUAAUGCCCAUUCAAUUGGGAAAAAUAGAAUCAAAAUAGAACAAAUUGGGAAUUUUCUUUCAUGUCUACAAAUGGCAUUUGUUUUGAUAUGAACACUGAAUAAACCAUAUCUUAAUUAAUAAAUAAACUUGUGUUCAUUGUUUAAAAUUUUAUGAGAGUGCCAUUUAUAUUGACUUACUUUCCAUUUAAGAAGAAGUGAAGAAAUUAGUCAACUCGUAUGUUUCAUAUAAAGUAAAUUAUGAGCCUCGAAUUACUAGACUUAACAAUUUGUUACUGAGCAUUUUUUACCCUGAAAAUUGAGAAAAACCGAGUGUUUGGCACUGGGAAUUGUACUGUUUAUCGGUACAAGUAAUAUAAGGGAGAAAACCACUGUAAUGGGUACAUGGCAGUGGUAUUUCUUGUGAGGGGGUGGUGUUGUAUAAGGGGUACAUGGCAGUGGUAUUUCUUGUGAGGGGGUGGUGUUGUAUAAGGGGUACAUGGCAGUGGUAUUUCUUGUGAGGGGGUGAUGUUGUAUAAGAGGAGGCUGGCAGUGGUAUUUCUUG